CCUCUCUGCGGCUAUCACACGGAACGCCUUGUAAGAAACAUGUCGGAGAUGAAGACUUCAAUCGCGUGGCUCUUUUUGUUACUUCUAUCGGGUGGAAAAGUUUAUUGUGCUGCUGGUGAUGACUUUACUGAAACUGUUACUCUAUCAGGUGGGAAAUUUCGCAUGGGUAGUUCGUCUGCUGACCCCAAACGCGGAGAACUAGCGGCCAAGAGUGUUGGGGUGAAACCAUUUGUGAUUGAUAAGUAUCCUGUAACAAACGAAAAUUUUCGGAAGUUUAUCCGCGCCAAGAAAUUCAAGACGGAAGCAGAGAAGUUUGGGUGGAGUUUUGUGUUUCGUACUUUUGUACCGGAAAAAGUGCGAUCGAAGAUCACACAGUCUGUCCCGGGCGCUCCAUGGUGGUUACCCGUACAGCAGGCAUACUGGAGACAGCCAGGAGGUCCAGGUACCUCAAUUAAAGAGAAAUUGUCAUAUCCAGCUGUUCAUAUAAGCUACAAUGAUGCUCAGGCAUAUUGUGAGUGGAUGGGCAAGCGGCUGCCUACAGAGGCUGAGUGGGAGUUUGCUGUUAGAGGAGGCCUCAAAGAGAAAGAGUAUCCAUGGGGAUCAAACUUUCAAGAGGACCGCAUGAACAUCUGGCAGGGAGAAUUUCCUGAUAAAAACUCACAGGAAGAUAGUCACAUUGGCGUAGCUCCUGUAGAUGCCUUUCCUGCACAGAACAAAUUUGGAAUGUAUGAUAUGCUGGGUAAUGCCUGGGAAUGGGUGUCUGACAGAUUUGAAGAUAAAGGACAAGAGAUAAAAUAUGUAUUGAGAGGAGGAUCAUACAUAGAUACUGCAGAUGGUAAACAUAAUCACAAAGUUACUGUCACUACAAGGAUGGGUAACACAGCAGAUGCUGGCUCUGACAACAUCAUGUUUCGUUGUGCUCGGAGAGCUUCCAAGGAUGAACUUUAAUGACAAGUUUGGGGAUUCAAUAGACACAACCAUCAUGAAUAGAUAUGUUGUUAUUAGGUAUUAUUAAAUUAUUGAUUAAAGAAGAAGUGAUUUUUACAAAAAACAGAGAUGCAACCUGUUGUAUGCCUUUGUCAACCAUGCUGAAUAUGACAAACACACUAAUGUCAUUAACUAUCUCCAUUUUGGAUUUGUUGGCGUUUACAUAAUCAUUCAUGACAGAGUGGGUGUGGUGUGGAAUAACAGGAAAAAAAGCAAAGCAAGACUAUGACAAGUACUACAGUUGCUCUUUCAGUCACUGUCAUCUUCCUUUCUGUGAAUUUUGUGGGAUUUCAAUCAGAAGCAGCACUGGUCACUGUGACCAUGACAACUUAAUUAUUUAUGCAUUGUUCAUGUUGAAUUAAUGGCUUCUCACAAUACAAUGACAACAGAAGGUAUAGAUUAUUCAAAAAUACCUUGUAUUGUUCAUCACUGAAAAAUAAGAGUAGAUUCCACUGAAUUUUGAACUGAGUAUAAAUUGUGCCAUUACAGAAAUGUACUUGAUGUUUUAAAAGAGUAGAACAAAAUAAGCACUGUUUUCAAUAGAAUAAAAACCUUAAAGAUGACUUUACAUGUUACAAGUGCUCUGAAGUAUAUGGACAGAGAGAUCAAAAUCAUAACAAAUUUCUUAAAAAAUUAUUUACAAUACUAUUUUUGUAAGUUAUGUUAAGACCUUAAUGAGCAGACAGUACAACGGCUGUAUUAGUUGAAUUUGCAAUGAUGUCAUAUAUCUAACAUUAGAAGAAAAUGAUACUUAAUAUAAAUGAGUCUCGGAAGGGAAAAAGUCAAAGCAACAAUAAUCCCUUUCUGAAAGUUAUUAAAUAAAUAAUAUGGAAUUGUGAUCUUUUUACACCAAGUCAUCUUGCAGAUUUUUAUUUACAAUGUGUCUGAGACUAGUUAGAUUGCAAUACCACAAAACAAAUCACAAAUUCACACUUAAUGUACUUGGUCACUGGUUCAUAAAAAGUGUAUUAAUUACACAACAGUCUUAUUACUAUUCUGUUAGUCAUCAUCAUCUGUGUGUAUAACUUCUUGGGUCCCAGCCUAUAAAGAAGGACAGUUCACCAUGAAUAACUGAGACAUUAACACAACCAUAACAUUGUUUGGUCAAAUAAUUUAAAUUGUCUGAGAUUCACGGUAGAACUUGUUAGAUAAAAAAAUUCAAACUACUCUUUUAUUUCAGCACUUACUGCUAAUGCUUCUUCUUGUCUUCUUUGUUCAUAAAUCUGUGAAUUUGAAAAUAAAUAUGAUAAAGUGAUAAAUCUUUGCUAGGGCUAAUACUAAAAAUUGUACUCCAUAUUGUGUACAUUAGUGUAUGUUUAGUGUUGGUUUCUAUUAAUAGAAAACAGUCAUUAUAAAGCUAAGAUAGAAUUUUAUUUUCAUGUAGCUCCAGUGAUAUGAUGAAUAAAUAAGGGUGAGAGUUACUAACCUCUUCUGCCUCUUGUCUCUCAUCAUCUGUGUACUCAUCUUUGUCCAGCCUUUCCAGUCUCCGUAGACUGAUCAGCACUUCUAUGCGAUAAUCAUCCUCAUCUGACACCGGGCAUUCUACAGGGAUACAAAUACAAUCAUGUAUAUUCUUAACAAAUAUUAUUUGGUGACAUAUGUCAGAUAUAUAUCAACCUUAUUAUAGGAAAUUAAUGAUGCAUGUUAACAAGGUGAAGAAAACCCAAGUUACACAGAAUUAAUGGGAUUUUCAAAAAGUUAGGAUUACAUGCAUCAAAUUAAUGCAAAUUUUUUUUAAAAUGAUCUGCAUGUUACUUUUUUUUACCUGAAUUUGCUGUAAUACAAACAUCUCAAAAUGCAUAUUUAGAGGAAAAAAACAGCAGCAUUUCCAGUCAUUUUUAGCAUUAAUAAAGUGCAUUGUUAAUUUCCUAUAAUGAGGCAUUUCACAGGAAAGAGGAAAAUAUUAAUAUUAUUGUGUUUGAAGACAUAAAAGUAAAAUAUAGAAAACAGUUUUUAUGUUUAAGCAGAGAAAUGAUCCUUAUA
This is a messenger RNA of Pocillopora verrucosa, 2970 nucleotides long. RefSeq names its product inactive C-alpha-formylglycine-generating enzyme 2-like. The record is from RefSeq and is a predicted model, not a curated record. Gene Ontology annotation, cellular component: endoplasmic reticulum. NCBI's taxonomy places the organism in Eukaryota, Metazoa, Cnidaria, Anthozoa, Scleractinia, Pocilloporidae.